GUUUCCCAGAAGCCAUCGCGCCUUCCAGGACAGGGCUGAUGUUACUACUGCCAGUCUGGGGCAAGGGGCGCCCUGAAAUCGAGGGUCCCAAGGGGAGACGGCGCUGCGGUCCCUGCCCGGGAGUGGCCGGGAAAAGGUGCCAAUGGAUGCCUUGCCCAUCACACCAGGAGAGCUACUGUGCUUGGGUUCCAGCCUGGCCUUCUCCGGCCUUUUCUACUACCUGCACAGAAGGAAAGCCAAGGUGGCCGCCAAAAUCCAGGAGGCUCCAAAGCUUCAGGUGGGGGACGAUCUCCGUGCCGUCCUCUCUGCCACAGGUACCAGCUGCCUGCAGUAUGUUGCCAUUGAAGGUGUUGUCCAACCGGACGAGGCGGCUCUAACCAGCCCAUACCACAAGGAAUUACAGGGGGUGAUUGAGAGGUUGGUGCUGAAAGAACACCGGCUGGUCUGGAACAGCCUGGCUCGGAGCUGGGUGGACAGCGAGCGGGUGGUGCUGGAACAGGUACACAGCGUCCCCUUUGUCCUGACGUCGCCUGGCGGCAAGGCGGGAGCAAAGGUCAGCGUCGAGUCCCCCCUCCGUGCCGUCGAGCUGCCCUUGGAGACGGUGUACGAGCGCUUCCAGCAGACCGCCCACGGCUUCAAGGACCUGCUCAGCCACUACCUGAGCGGCGAGAAGCCCAAGGGUUUCCUCGAGACCGAAGAGAUGCUCUUGGUCGGCAGCAGCCUCACCGGCAUCGGCGAGCUGGCCCUGCACCCGGACGGCUCCCUCCACCUCCAACCCCCAGCGGACGGCGCCGGGUACUUCCUGCGCCUGAGCGACUGGCAGAGCCUGCUGGCCGAACUGGAGUCCACCAGCAGUUUCUGGAAGUGGGCCACGUUGCUGUGCGGCUUGGCCGCGGCCGCCGCCCUCCUGCGCGCCCUCUGCCGUGCCUACUGGAGCCGCCGGCUCAAACAGGAGAAAGAGCAAGAACGGCGGGCCUUCGAAGACCUCCGGCUCCACAAGGGCCUGGCGGCGGAGCCGGACGAAGAGCUGCCGGCCAGCAUCUGCGUCAUCUGCCUCUCCAACCCCCGGCAGUGCGUGCUGCUGCCCUGCGGCCACGCCUGCUGCUGCUUCCGCUGCUUCCAGGCCCUGCCCCGCCGCACCUGCCCCAUCUGCAGAAGCCCCAUCGACCGCGUGGUCCCUCUCUACCUGGUCUGAGAGGACAGAGAUCGAGUGCCCUCCAGAUACCGCAGAGAGUGAACCAAAUAGGCCUGUUUGCGGAGGGAUACGCCGCCUUGCCUCUUUCUCGCCCCUGAGUGGUAUUUCCAGAGCUGCUGUUGCAAUAAAGCUCCCUCCCUUGUUCCCAGCGCAACCUCAACAUUGGUAGUACCGGGGAAGAGGGGCUUUACAAUCUAUUGCACUUUUUGCUGGGAGCUGGCCAAGGAAGCCCCUGCGUUUCUCAAACCCACAUGCAGACUUAGAAAAAGGGCAGUCUGCCAUCAGAAGGGUCUUUAAGAUAUUGGGGGAUGCAGCUCCUCAUGCCGUGUACUAGCCUCCUUGCCGCAGGACCUUACGGACUCAAAACCAAGUUAUGAUCUGAGCCAAACCCUUGGAGCUGAACUGGUGGCUCCGGCCAUGACUCUGAGACUCCAGCUCCAAAGGGAAACAACGUCCCCCUCUUCCUUUCCCCCUAGCAGCAGAGGCGCCCUGUCCUCACAUUUAUAUUUGUGACACCCCCACUCCUUUGUUUGGACGUGCAGGUAUUUCGCCACGGGUUCCGGUUAGGGGUGCUUCUCGGGCAACAGGGUCAGCGGUUGUAAGUGCAGCUGGUGCCGUGAAAAGCUGCCAGCUCCCAUUCACCGUUUUGUGCCACUAUCACCACCACCAGCGAGACUCUCUCACGGGAGCCCCGCUGCUUUCAGAGCUAGCUCAGGGCGGCUGCUUUUCGUUUGAGCCAGACUGCCACUAAACUGUCUGUUCUGUUUAAUUCUGUGCUGUCCUGGCAGUUACGCUGCCGGUGCCGAGCCAGUCGUGGACACUUUCCCUUUAAUUCGAAGACAGACAAUCAAUGAAGUUUUGGGCGAACGACCCAGGAGUUCUCCAGCACAAUUGGCUUCGGGUUCGUUUCCAAGGUAGGCUCUCCCGCCUCAGCUUGCAACUGAAAGGUCUUUGGCAUCACUGAGCUCUACCUGGGCAAAAGAGAGCGUCUCCUGGUCUUUCUUAGCGUCACCUGCCUGGCAGGUUAGAUUGGUAUGUGUGUUUUUGUGUGCGUCCUCCUUCAGGGACGAGCCAAGCGCUCUGUAACGCACAGCUGAGAUGCGCUCCGGAAGCGUGGUGCCAAGCCGUUGUUAAUAAACAGACGAACCCAU
Messenger RNA from Sphaerodactylus townsendi, 2346 nucleotides. RefSeq names its product mitochondrial ubiquitin ligase activator of nfkb 1-A-like. The transcript has 5 exons. Gene Ontology annotation, biological process: organelle organization; protein ubiquitination. The coding region runs from base 143 to 1195 and encodes 350 amino acids. Gene Ontology annotation, molecular function: ubiquitin-protein transferase activity. The record is from RefSeq and is a predicted model, not a curated record. Lineage: Eukaryota; Metazoa; Chordata; Lepidosauria; Squamata; Sphaerodactylidae.